CCCAGAUAAAAGUUUAUUAGUAGUGGAAGGGCGGCGACGAAAAGUUCAAAUUGAGAAAAUUCGACAUGGCAGGAGCUAAAGAAAACUGUGUUGCCAGGCGGACAGUCCGACAAGUGCAGCAAAACUUUGCGGAGUCCCUUGGAUAUGCAGACGAGAUAAUCUGGGAUCUGUUAUCUCAGGAUGAAGGUGACAAACUGAAGGAAAAGAUCAAAGAAUUAUUUCGGGAUCCUUACUCAUCUAAAGACCAAGAGUUGGCCACAAUAAGUUGGGCUGAUUUUGAAAAACAUGAAAAAAACCGAAAGAAGCUGGUCGCGCAUAAUGAAAGAGUGCGACAGAUCAUUUUCGAUGCCGUUUGGGAACAGCGUAAAUACACCAACCGGCAAUCGCUGACGGCCAUAAUCUACGUACUGGUUGUUGCUGAUGAGGUGGACGUUCACCGCGCUGAGGACUCGAGGACUUUCUCCUGUCAUCCUGUAUUCCGGGCACGCCGAUGCGUCACUAGCAGCAGUGGUCGCAGCAACGACAGCUCCGAUUGCUGCAAUUUAUUCGUUGAUGAGACCGGCCGUGUUUAUCAGAACUGGGAGCAGUACGUGGCCACCAACAAGCUGCCCGCCGGAGUGAUGGUGGCUCCGGAAAGGGGAAUCUACCGCAUGGUCAAAGACCAAGUGCGACUGGAGAAAUAUGUAACGCCAGCGGGCACAACCAGCUCACAAGUGCUGGGGUACAUGGACACGGGAGCAGCGGUGGGAGGCUUCGCCGCUGCCGCCGUUCCCAUUGCGGCGUUACUAACGCUGCCCGUAUCCGGUCCGUUAAUGGCCGUGGCUGGAGUCGUGGGUUUGGCCAGCGCUGGAUACGCGACAGCCCGCUCCAGCGUGAAGUUGGUGGACCGCAGUCAGCACGAGCAGUCGAUCAAUGUGACGGACCGCGAGGCACGUGGCCAUUGGCUUGGCGUGGUCGCCGGCGCCGUGGGUUUAGGUGCGGCAGGGGCCACUUCAGCACUGACAGCGGCGACGAACGCUGGACGCGAGGUGGGAGCGAUUACCCAACUGACAGUGAAUGGAAUGAACAUCUCCUCAAUCGUGGUCUCGGGCACUGGAGUGGCCAACGGAGUGUUGGAUUUGAUACUGAAAGUGCAGGAUGGUGAUGACAUUACCGGCAUAGAUGUGCUGCAGUUGUCCGCUUCGCUGGUGCUGUUCACACACAGCGUCUACAAUUUCAAACUGGCCUCGACCAUUAUUAACGAAACGGCCAACAGUAAUAUAGCGGGAUUUCGGAAAACUCUUAGCCAUCGUCUAAGACGCACCUUUGACAAGAUCUACAAAGAGACCCUUCGGUUGCGGGGAAAUACUCAAGGCAAGUUGGACAUUAUACGCAGCGUCAACGAAACGCCUUCGCAAUUCAAUGAUCAAGAAAUGGAUUCUAAUUUACUGAUUAAACCGCCUACCACUGCGCAGCCGCGUCAGGAGCCCAGUAAUUAUGCCGCUGGGGUGUUUUCCUUGCAGCUGAGUUCCGUGAUGGUUAGAGGAGUGACUUUUGUGCUGGAAAACUACGGCGUAUCCCUUUUCCAGCACGUCAUCAAUGCCGAGAGUUUUGAAAAACAUAUCACCAGAAUGGCUGCAAACUUGGAGCCUGAGGUGUUUGACUUCAUCAUGAAGCUGACACGAACCUUCAUGGACACCAUGCUGGAUGAGCUUAACUCGGUGCUUAAGUUCUUUAUUCCAACGGAGUCUGUGCUCUCUCGCAUUCUGCUGAAUGUGGUAAACAACUACCGCCACAUGCCUUAUAACUUGGUCGAGCACCACACCGGAGACAUCCUCGCAGCGGUCAGGCGAUACUUUCUAUCCCUCAACCCGAACUCGUACACCGGUCUCUUGCAAAAGUGCCCCAUUUGUGUCGGGUAUUCAACACUUGUUGUUUAAAAAAGUUAAAAAUAAGAUAAUUGGUGCCCUAAAUUUAAAAGCAUAUUGCAACUACACAACAAGGAUGCACAACAUUUUAAACAUUUUAGAAAUUAUAUUGCCAUUUUGGAUCAAAUUUACAAUAUAAUACAAUUAUUUUCCAUAUUACACUGCAGAACCAUUUAACAUUUUUUUUUCGAAUUCUU
Drosophila rhopaloa is the source of this 2104-nucleotide messenger RNA. RefSeq lists its product as uncharacterized. Lineage: Eukaryota; Metazoa; Arthropoda; Insecta; Diptera; Drosophilidae. The record is from RefSeq and is a predicted model, not a curated record. The transcript has 7 exons. Bases 66 to 1919 code for a protein of 617 amino acids.